AUGCUCCCCAUGACCAGCUUGACGCUGAUGUUGGACACGGAGUUCGGCAACCUCAGACUAUCCAAUGCCGACACUGUCGCCGACGGAGCCCUCGUCCUCUUCAAGCCGUCUGCUGCCGACGACGUUGCGCCGCCAGCCCCGAAAUGGAGUCCCAGUGGGGCCACCUCCACCGCGUUAGUGAGACUACACCGGAAAACGCCCAAACCCAGAAGUGGCCAUGUCGCCAGGGCCAUGGUGAAGCUUCCCCAGCCGCAGCCACCGCAGGAGCUGGACUUGAAGCGGUGUAAGACCCAUUACGGGGUGCAGACGACCAAGCGAGGCGAGCUUUGUUUCCAACGGAGAGAGCAGCGGCGGAUCGGCUUCGCCACGAGUGAGAGGCAAGAAUUGCCGCCCGUGCCUCAGUUGGUGUACUUCACGUUUACAUGCCCCACAGUGUUCCCCCGCAAUUGGGGCCCCGUACCCGCGUACAUCCUGACGCCCCAGGGCCCGGUGCGUGUCCCCACCGCUGUCCCCACCUCCGACUUUACCUUGGAGUGUGCCACGCCGUCCCUGAGUGCAUUUAAACCCACGCUCAUCAACUUUUCGCUGCUGCGCGUCCCGCCGUCGGUUCUGCCGUCGGUCCUGCCGUCGGUCCCGCCGCCGAAACCGCCGCCGAAGCCGCUGCCGGCUGCCAGUGCCGCCAAUGUCUCCAGCGUGCCGUUGUCGUCGAAGGAGGUCACCACGGAUGCCCGCCGUCGCAUCGUCGUCCCCAAACUGGUUUUGGGACGCAAGUACGUGGUGAAGCUAGACCACGAGGUGUACCCAAAGUAG
Diutina rugosa is the source of this 810-nucleotide messenger RNA. RefSeq lists its product as uncharacterized. Lineage: Eukaryota; Fungi; Ascomycota; Pichiomycetes; Serinales; Debaryomycetaceae. The coding region runs from base 1 to 810 and encodes 269 amino acids. The record is from RefSeq and is a predicted model, not a curated record. The transcript has a single exon.